AACUCUUUUGCGUUAGGAGGUCAAAGGACUUUACGCGGGAAUGUUGUGUAACAAAAAUUUGUGAGAGGCCAGGAGGUGAAUUUUUGAGUAAUUCAGCACACCAAGGCGUGGUAAAAAUGAUCCGUCGAAGCUUGAGGAAACGUGCGUCACCAAAAAGUGAAGACAAGAAUGAACAGAAGAAAAUGAAGAAUGCGUUGUCAUCAAUUAAAAUGGAGCCCAAAACUCCACUGACUCCGGUUCCAGUGAACAUCCCUAUACCGAGCCCACCUGACUUUACAAAGUUGGAGAUAAAGGGAAUGAAAGAGGAAAACACAAAUAGUGAGGAUGAAGACGACUUGGAUUUGGAGUCCCAGAGACAAAAGAACCUCCAGGACAAUGCGGCCAUCUUCUCUAGUCUGGGCUUCCAGGAGACUAAAGUAGACCUUAAGAUGUCAUCCAAGAAAUACAAACCAAAGCCAGCAACAAAAAGGGUCAAGAUUCCCAAACCUGCCCCGGGCCCUAGUCGGCGGAGCAUGAGGCUACAGAGGAUCGACCCUGAGGGUCAGCCUCUCCCUGAACUGCCAGCAGAGGAACCACAGAUCGAUCAACAUGCUAGAAAACCAUCAGGCCCAAUGGGUAUGGAGGAUGCCCUGUUCAGUGGUAACUCUGUUGAGGAUCACAUUCAUCUCGUGUCACGUCUUGGUUCAGCAAAAGUCUCCUCCAAGACGACAGACACCAGACCUCUCACUAAUUUUGUGAAAGACCUGAACCAGCUGAGACUAGGAGAGGAGGGGGUGUCCAAAGUUGUCCCGGAGAGGAUCUUCUCCCUGGCUAUCCACCCUGCCCAUGACAGAACACUGGUCAUGGCCGGGGACAAGUGGGGAAAGCUGGGAUUCUGGGAUGUGGUCCAUGACAAAUCGGAUGAUACAGACGGUAUAGUGGUCUAUCACCCGCACUCUCGACCAAUCAACGAUCUCCGAGUGUCGCCCUACAACCACCUGCACAUCAUAUCAUGUAGCUAUGAUGGAACUUCCCGUUGCUGUGAUCUUCAGAAGACUGUGUUCAAUGAGGUGUAUGCCACAGAUGAGGAUGAGGACAAUCUGCUGAAAAACUUUGAUUUCCACUCAGCUGACACACUUGUUUACUCUCAGCAAGAUGGCACAGUAGCCUUUGUGGACACAAGAACCCCUGGGACGGAUGCUGAGCAUGUGUAUUGGCUUCAUCAGAAAUCUUUGAGGACGGUGUCUGUUCAUCCAAUCAACAAUCACCUGAUUGUCACCGGCAGCACUGAUUGUACUGCCAAGAUCUGGGACCUGAGGAAUUUGAAAUCAGGAGGUAAGAGUAACAAAUGGCUGGAUCAGAUCGUCCACAGUAAGAAUGUGUACAGCGCCUACUUCUCACCGCUGACUGGGAACCAUAUACUGACCACCUCUCUGGACGGAACGCUCAAUGUAGUGGAGUGCACAGACUCAGGAAAGCUGGGGAAGAGGAAAGUUAUCAAACACAACAACCAUGUUGGGAGGUGGCUGACCCCGUUUCGUGCAGCCUGGCAUCCCUCACGGGAGGAUGUGUUUGUUGUGGGAAGCAUGGAGAGACCAAGGCGGAUCCAGGUGUACGACUGUGAGGGUAACAUCCUGCGUAAUCUGAGUGACCCCGAGGUCCUGGGCUCAGUCUGCUCACUCAACGUGUUCCAUCCGACCCGGAACGUCCUAGUGGGUGGGAACUCCAGUGGGAGAGUCCAUGUCUUAAUGUAGGUCGGAGGCACCAUGACAAAGUUCAUUGGGUACAGACAGAUGAGACAAUGGCAGGGACUAGCACUCAGGGGAUGAAGGAUUACCUGGUUUUCAGGAAAACUAUGAUCACAAAUAGGCCAGUGAAUCCUUUGAAUACUAAACCUGACGAAAGAGAGCUUGAAUUAGAACAGUCAAAGAUGUGGCUGAUUGUAUGUGUUCCGAUUAUGUGUUCCUAUAUUACUGACAGACUGGUAUGGUUUUUGACUUGUGACCAUUUGACCCGGUGUCAAUGUUAGUACUAUGUCAUAUAUACAACUUGUACAGAGAAGGCUGUUGGAGGGAGAAUAAUGUGUUGAGCACAUUGAUAAACAGGGACGGGUGAAUAAGUUGUACUCUAAAGGCAGCAUUAUUCUUUUAGACAUAUUUUAGAAAUUUAAAAACAUCAUUUCAUUUAAUCUGUUAUAGGAUUUGAUGUUUGAUAAUGAUGAUGAUGAUGACGAUGAUGAUGAUGAUUAAUGGCCUGUAUGUUAAUCUGUAUGGACAUAUCCGUAUUGUACAAAAACACAGCAUACUUUUUGUGACUCAUGAACUUAGAUGUAUAUUAUGACUAUUCUAUAGAAGCAAAAAAAUGUACCUAAGUUGGUUAUACGGGUAAUAUAUUGAUGUAACAAGAGAUUAAGAGAUUUUUUGUUCUCUGAUUUCCCUUAGCUAUAGAUUUUUAGUAAACUUAGACUAGUUUCUUCAUCUAAAUUUUUUGUUGCAAAUCAUGUGUUCACAGUUUUGUUUUCAACUUUUUAAGAGGUUAAGAAUUGAAAGUCUUUUAUAAAUGUAUUGCUUGUAUUUUCAUUGUCUUCAAUUUUCCUGGGGAUUCUUUGUCAAUAACACAUCGAUGACAUUAUCUUUGUCAAUAACACAUCGAUGACAUUAUCAAUCACACAUCGAUGACAUUAUCAAUAACACAUCGAUGACAUUAUCUAUUUGGGGCUUUUUCUUCUCUCUUUAUUUUGAAAACCCAUGGAUUUUUAUACUUUUUUGUAUUUUUGGAUUAUAUUAAACUUGAAAUGAAAAUGAGAA
This is a messenger RNA of Magallana angulata, 2786 nucleotides long. Its product is annotated as WD repeat-containing protein 76-like. Bases 117 to 1733 code for a protein of 538 amino acids. The transcript has 14 exons. Gene Ontology annotation, biological process: regulation of DNA damage checkpoint. Gene Ontology annotation, molecular function: DNA binding; protein binding. Gene Ontology annotation, cellular component: nucleus. NCBI's taxonomy places the organism in Eukaryota, Metazoa, Mollusca, Bivalvia, Ostreida, Ostreidae. The record is from RefSeq and is a predicted model, not a curated record.